Molecule: messenger RNA, 3856 nt
Organism: Oncorhynchus keta (chum salmon)
Lineage: Eukaryota; Metazoa; Chordata; Actinopteri; Salmoniformes; Salmonidae
Product: adaptin ear-binding coat-associated protein 1-like
Exons: 8
Coding region: 183-974 (263 amino acids)
Biological process (GO): endocytosis
Cellular component (GO): clathrin vesicle coat; membrane
Source: RefSeq, a predicted model, not a curated record
GGAAGAGGGAUGCUGCCUUAAAACAUUGGGGGAUGUGCGCAGGGUCAAUGCACCCAUUGAUGGAGCACAAACUCCGCUCUGGAAUCCCCAUCACGUCAUCGCCGUAUUGUGAGUAUAUAGGCCACUCGCAAAAACCGAAAGGAACUAUAAAUAAGCCACACAUCAAUUGAAUUUACAUCAAGAUGUCGACCGAGGGCGAAUACGAGUCGAUCCUUUGCGUUAAACCCGACGUCAACGUUUAUCGAAUACCACCGAGGGCUACAAAUCGUGGAUACAGGGCAGCAGACUGGAAGCUGGAUGUUCCCGAUUGGUCAGGGCGCAUGCGGAUAACGGCGAAGGGGAAAGUGGCCUACAUCAAACUGGAAGACAAAGUCUCAGGGGAGCUGUUUGCUCAGGCCCCUGUCACUGAGUAUCCCGGCAUCGCAGUUGAAACCGUAAGCGACUCCAGUCGCUACUUUGUCUUGCGAAUACAGGAUGACAAUGGCCGCAGUGCUUUUAUUGGCGUUGGAUUCGCGGACAGAGGGGACUCUUUUGACUUCAACGUGUCUUUGCAGGACCACUUUAAGUGGGUGAAACAAGAGAAUGAGAUCAGCAAAAACCCUCAGGGUGCAGCUUUGGGACCAAAGCUGGACUUGGGAUUUAAAGACGGACAAACCAUCACCCUUAAUAUUGGGCAAGGCAAAAAGAGGGAUAAGCCACGCCCACAGGGGGCAGGUGGGCUCGGUCUCCUACCGCCGCCACGAAAAGGAAAGAUGGCUCCUCCUCCUUCCUCUGCCUUCUCCAAUCACAACACUGUGCCUCAAACAGGAGGCUCAGAUACGGGCUGUUUGCUAGAUCUGGACAGUAGUAACUCCAACACUGUGGUCCAAUCAUCCAACCCCAGCAGUGAUCUUUGGGGAGACUUCUCCUCCCCUGCAAGUUCGCUCCCUCCAACAUCGCGACAAGAGCACACGCCGAAUUGGGGCCGGUUUUGAGUCCACAUCAUCGCCUUUCUCCUUGGUCUCCACCGCUGAACGCAACGCCUCCCUCCGUCGCUACAAACACAGUCAAAGCAAAGAGCAAGAGACGAAGAACACCAUGUACGUCUAGAAAGUCUUCAUCAAAUCUAAGAAUGGACGUACACUACAAUCUCCUCCCAAAGUAACAAAAAAUAAUAAUAAUGAAGUAAUAUUCGGGAUAAUAAUGCAAAUAUUCAAUAUUUGGUCAUAUGAGCUUUAUGGUAGGUCUGCAAUAUAUCCUAAGGGCUAUGAUGAUAGGAUCUUCAGUAGCAGCAAUUUUACAGUACUGUUUUUUACCCGGUAACCUCUUGUUAGUGUUUACCUAAACAUCCCUACAUACUUGAUUCUUAGAGAGGGGAACCCAUAGGGAACGACAAUCUUUCCCAUAGGGUUUGCCUCUGAUCAUAAUAGGGAACGACAUUCGUAGUAAAUAAUUGUGAAAAGGAAUGGCUCAGACACUCGCCCAAUUUUUUCCCCCGCCCCCGUUCUCCUCAGUGUGCAAUCGUUCACUCCCCCUCAAUGAUUUUAAAGCAUUGGAUGAGCGUAUGCAUUGGCUGGAGGGAAUCGAUCAUAUUCCUUGUGAUUGCAUGCAAACUAUAGGCUUUUUUUGGGAGAAGGGGAAGAACUGGAAUAGGGCUCAUAUUGAUGAACUUAUCUGUUUCCAUUGUACUGACUGCCUCACACUUGGCCUGUUUUAAAGACGGAAGAGCAUGUAUUCUUGUUAACUUUGCUGCAGAGGACUUGACACAGCCCUCUACAGUCCAUUUGUAAGUAGGUAGUUGUGAUGUAGUGUACUUUGGAUGGAAAUGGGUAAAAAUCCCUACUUGUAAUGAAAAGAACAUACAGUUGAAGUCGGAUGUUUACAUACACCUUAGCCAAAUACAUUUAAACUCAGUUUUUCACAAUUCCUGACAUUUACUCCUUGUAAAAAUUCCCUGUCUUAGGUCAGUUAGGAUCACCACUUUAUUUGAAGAAUGUGAAAUGUCAGUAUAAUAGUAGAUAAUUAUUUAUUUCAGCUUUUAUUUCUUUCAUCACAUUCCCAGUGAGUCAGAAGUUUACAUACACUCAAUUAGUAUUUGGUUUUGUUGCCUUUAAAGUUUUUUACUUGGGUCAAACGUUUCGGGUAGCUUUCCACAAGCUUCCCACAAUAAGUUGGGUGAAUUUUGGCCCAUUCUUCUUGACAGAGCUACUGUAACUGAGUCAGGUUUGUAGGCCUCCUUGCUUGCACACGCUUUUUCAGUUCUGCCCACAUAUUGUCUAUAGGAUUGAGGUCAUGGCUUUGUGAUGGCCACUCCAAUACCUUGACUUUGUUGUCCUUAAGCCAUUUUGCCACAACUUUAGAAGUAUGCUUGGGGUCAUUGUCCAUUUGGAAGAACCAUUUGCAACCAAGCUUUAACUUCCUGACUGAUAUCUUGAGGUGUUGCUUCAAUAUAUCCACAUAAUUUUCUUUCAUCAUGAUGCCAUCUAUUUUGUGAAGUGCACCAGUCCCUUCUGCAGCAAAGCACCCACACAACAUGAUGCUGCCACCACCAUGCUUCACGGUUGGGAUGGUGUUCUUUGGCUUGCAAGCCUCCCCCUUUUUCCUCCAAACAUAACAAUGGUCAUUAUGGCCAAACAGAUCUAUUUUUGUUUCAUCAGAGCAGAGGUCAUUUCUCCAAAAAAUAUGAGCUUUGUCCCCAUGUGCAGUUGCAAACCGUAGUCUGGCUUUUUUAUGGCGGUUUUGGAGCAGUGGCUUCUUCCUUGCUGAUCGGCCUUUCAGGUUAUGUCGAUAUAGGACUUGUUUUACUGUGGAUAUAGACACUUUUGUACCUGUUUCCUCCAGCAUCUUCACAAGGUCCUUUGCUGUUGUUCUGGGAUUGAUUUGCACUUUUCGCGCCAAAGUACGUUCAUUUCUAGGAGACAGAACGCGUCUCCUUCCUGAGCGGUAUAACAGUUGCGUGACUCCAUGGUGUUUAUACUUGCGUACUAUUGUUGAUACAGAUGAACGUGGUACUUUCAGGCGUUUGGAAAUUGUUCCCAAGGAUGAACCAGACUUGUGGAGGUCUACAAUUCUUUUUCUGAGGUCUUGGCUGAUUUCUUUUGAUUUUCCCAUGAUGUCAAGCAAAGAAGCACUUGAAAUGUCAAGAUAGGCCUUGAAAUCCAUUCACCUCAAAGUGACUGAAAUGAUGUCAAUUAGCCCAUCAGAAGCUUCUAAAGCCAUGACAUAAUUUUCAGGAAUUUUCCAAGCUGUUUAAAGGCACAGUCAAAUUAGUGUAUGUAAACGUCUGACCCACUGGGAUUGUGAUACAGUGAAGUAUAAGUGAAAUCAUCUGCCUGGAAAAAUGACUUGUGUCAUGCACAAAGUAGAUGUCCUAACCGACUUGCCAAAACUAUAGUUUGUUAACAAGAAAUUUGUGGAGUUGAAAAACAAGUUUUAAUGACUCCAACCUAAGUGUAUGUGAACCUCCGACUUCAACUGUAGGUGUAAAACUAAUGAUAUUCGCAAAAGUGCUUUUCAAUGUUUAAUUUGUAUGAGUUUUAAAGAAGUAGCCUGCGAUGCCAGAUCUGUGUCCGCCUACUCCUCCAAUCUGGCAACCAGGCUGUGAAGUGAUGAUUGUCUAACACAGAGUAAUAUGAAUGUGUAACAACUGCAACUAUUGUUGUCGAGGAUGUGCUGUGUUGUACAUCGAUGAACGCUGCUGUGAUUGAAUACGUUGCCUCAUGUCAAAAGUGUUUGUUUACCUUCCCCAUAAUACGGUUUCAGAUGGCUCUGUCAUUCCACAGCUACUGUAAUUUCACCAGACGCGUAAUUAUGAUUUAUUGCCUCAGUCGUCAUUACUCAUGACGUCUGAAAGUGGCAAUAAAAACCUUCAACGGGA